UUUAAUUUGCUUUUUAAAAACAGUUUAUUACACAAUCUCUCUGUGUUUUUUCUAUCUCUCUCUUUCUUCUUCCACUCGUGAAAGAAAGACCAGAGAGUUUUCUCCUGAUCCACACAACAACAACAACACAGAGAUCCCAAAUCCGGAAGAUAUCUUCUUCUCUCAUAACUCAGUUUACUCAGAUUCACUGAAACAUACAAUUAAGUUAACCGUCAGUCUCUCACCUGCAGCAAAAUUCACUCUUCUGCUAAUAAUGUUCUCCACAGAGAUUCAUCUAUUGAUCAUUUUGACUUUUUCAGGUAAAGUAAAUUUUUAUUUCUCUUUUCGGUCUAGUAAAGUUUUACUCAAACAUAGAAAGUUACGAUUUUUUUUUUGUUUUGUUUUCCAUGGAAAAAUUCUCGGCAUGCAAAAACUUUUUUUUUUUUCCUAAAAAAGUAUUUACCUUUUCCUUUUUUUCUCCAACUCUUUUUCUUAAAGUGUUAAUUUUUUUUCUUCUUGUAAGCACGCGAGCGAGAAGAAAACAAAAAAAUGAAUAGAGUAGUAACUUUUUAUACUAUUUCUCUUUUAAAAUUUUUGGUAUUUACUGGUGUUUCGCAGGAACCAGAGAUGAAAAAUUAUAGUUAAGGUUAGUAGUAGUAGAUAGGUUUAAUAAAUUUGUAGUUAAGUAACCCAAAAAAAUAACAUUAAACUAAAAUCCAACACUAGAAACCAGAGAGACCCUCUUAACGACAACAACCUCUCUGUACACAAGACAACAAACACUCUCUACAAAAACACUACUCUUUCCUUCUUCUUCUCUCUACUCUAUUCUAAUUCUAAAGAGAGAGAGAAAAGCUAUGGAUGGAUAUGAAGCUACUAGGAUUGUGCUCUCUAGAAUCCAAAGCUUAGACCCUGAAAACGCAUCAAAGAUCAUGGGUCUUCUCCUUCUUCAAGAUCACGGUGAAAAAGAGAUGAUAAGGCUAGCUUUUGGUCCAGAGACUCUUGUUCACUCUGUUAUAGUGAAAGCCAAGAAAGAGUUAGGUCUCAUGAACUGUUCAAGGUCUCCGUGGAGUCAUCAAGAUGAGUUGAUUAGCCCUAAGAACAACCGUGGCUCUUCACUCAAUCCAGCUUCUUUGCCCUUUUACGCUAAUGGAGGAAGAUCUUCUAGGGAUUUAACCAACGAUUUCGAGCUCAUGGAUGAUAUGAACUCCAGAAGUACUGAUUUUUUGGGCUCUGUGCAUGCGAGAAGCGGUAGCUGCGUUUUGGACGGUUUAGGGUAUGGUGGUGAUUCUGAUUUAGGGUUUGGAGGUGUGCCCUGUUCUUACUUCGCUAGAGGCUUCUGCAAAAACGGAGCUAGCUGCAGAUUCGUCCACAGUGAUGGAGGAGCUGAUUUGGUUGGCUCCCCAAGCAGAAUCGAGCUUCUUAGGUCUAACUCGGUACCCCCAAGACUUGCUCACCACUUCAUGACUCGCUCUUCUCUCCCUUCUUUUUCAACUAAAGGUGUUAACUUGCAGCAAAACGAUGUUCAAAGAGCUGCUGCUGCUUUGAUGAUAGGAGAUGAAUUGCAGAAGCUUGGAAGAUGGAGACCUGAAAGGAUUGAUCUUUCUGCUAUGGCUUGUCCAGCUUCAAGACAGAUCUAUCUGACAUUCCCUGCCGACAGUAGGUUCAGGGAGGAAGAUGUGUCCAAUUACUUCAGUACUUUUGGACCAGUUCAAGAUGUGAGGAUACCAUAUCAGCAAAAGAGAAUGUUUGGUUUUGUGACAUUUGUGUACCCUGAGACUGUUAAGAGCAUUCUCGCCAAAGGGAAUCCUCACUUUGUGUGUGAUUCCAGAGUUCUUGUCAAGCCUUACAAGGAGAAAGGCAAAGUCCCUGACAAAUACAGAACUAACCAAACAACAGAGCGAGAACUGUCCCCAACAGGCCUUGAUUCUAGCCCUAGGGACGUUCUAGGAGGGAGAGGGUUUUAUAACAACACUCAAGAUGUGUUGUGGAGGAGUAAGUUUGAAGAAGAGAUUCUUGAACUUCAGAGCAGAAGGCUGAUGAAUCUGCAGCUUCUUGACGUCAAGAAGCAUUUCCAACUCAAUUCCCCUACCAACAUUCACUCUCCGAAUCCUUUCAGCCAAUCACUUAUAUCUCCACGCCCAUUGUCCGUGAUCAAGAGAGAGUAUGAUGGAGGAGAGAAAGGGAAAGGAAGUUCUAAAGAAGGAUCUGAUGAUGAUACAAUGAAUCUACCAGAGAGGUUGGAGGAUAGCUUGCCAGAUAGUCCGUUUGCAUCGCCCGCUCAUCAUUUGCUUCUGUUUGCUGAUUCUGCUGACAAUAACGGAUCGGAUCUGUGGUCGCCUUCUUCUGAUAAUGAUGAUAAUUCUACUCCUUCUACACUCUCCGACUCCUUCAACUCUUUCAACUACCAAAUGCCAAGGUUACCGGCGAUUGGAAUGUUACCCGGUAGGGGUGGACCAACCUGUCGUGUUGGGAUAUAAACAGGAAGUGAAGUAAGAAAAGAAAAAAACUGAUAAAAUAGAGAGACCCUUAAUAACCAAAAAGAUGCAGAGGUGUAAAAAAUAAAAAGCAGGAAAUUUGAUGUAAGAGAUAGGAGAAGAGAAAGAAGGAAGAUUGUUGUACCAUUUCUCUAGUUUUAAUGUGUUAUGUGAUGAUGGACCACACAAGAUGAUGUAAUAUGAUAUGAUAUGAUAUAUAUAAUAUAGGACAAGAAGUGUAAUCUCUCUAAAGAUAUACAAAAGAAAAGAGAGAUUAUCAUUUGAGUUUGAAAAGUCAAUAUGUUCUUGUCCGUGCUAGUUAUUACCCUCUCACUCUAACUACUCUCCAACUUGGGAAUCCAGAGAUAUCAGCUUUUGGUGAUUUUUUCUUCAACUAUAAUUUUUGAUUUCUAGGUUAUGCAUCUUUGUCCUUAAUAAAUGCAACUUUGGUGAGGUGGAAAGUGUAAAAAGAGUAGGUGAUAUAUCCAUGGUUAUUACCGUGAUUUAAGGCAAAGAAAAGAAGAAUGUUAUGAACGUAUGGUCGUAUUAUUGCAUGUAAAGACUA
Messenger RNA from Arabidopsis thaliana (thale cress), 3021 nucleotides. Its product is annotated as Zinc finger (CCCH-type) family protein / RNA recognition motif (RRM)-containing protein. Bases 837 to 2459 code for a protein of 540 amino acids. The transcript has 9 exons. Lineage: Eukaryota; Viridiplantae; Streptophyta; Magnoliopsida; Brassicales; Brassicaceae. Gene Ontology annotation, molecular function: RNA binding; nucleic acid binding; metal ion binding. The record is from RefSeq and is marked reviewed.